This is a messenger RNA of Neofelis nebulosa (Clouded leopard), 1129 nucleotides long. Its product is annotated as annexin A2-like. The transcript has a single exon. Lineage: Eukaryota; Metazoa; Chordata; Mammalia; Carnivora; Felidae. The record is from RefSeq and is a predicted model, not a curated record. Gene Ontology annotation, molecular function: phospholipase inhibitor activity; calcium ion binding; calcium-dependent phospholipid binding. Bases 56 to 1048 code for a protein of 330 amino acids. Gene Ontology annotation, cellular component: cytoplasm.
GCUGCACAACUGGGGACGCUCGCUGCUCUCGGCGCCCGGCCCAGCUUCUUUCAAAAUGUCUACUGUUCACGAAAUUCUCUGCAAGCUCAGCUUGGAGGGUGAUCACUCCACUCCCCCAAGCGCAUACGGGUCGGUCAAAGCAUACACCAAUUUUGAUGCUGAGCGUGAUGCUCUGAACAUUGAAACGGCCAUCAAGACCAAAGGUGUGGAUGAGGUCACCAUCGUCAACAUUUUGACCAACCGCAGCAAUGAACAGAGACAGGAUAUUGCCUUCGCCUACCAGAGAAGGACCAAAAAGGAACUUACAUCAGCACUGAAGUCAGCCUUGUCCGGCCACCUGGAGACCGUGAUUUUGGGCCUCUUGAAAACACCUGCUCAGUAUGAUGCUUCUGAGCUGAAAGCCUCCAUGAAGGGGCUGGGGACUGAUGAGGACUCCCUGAUUGAGAUCAUCUGCUCAAGGACCAACCAAGAGCUUCAGGAAAUUAACAGAGUCUACAAGGAAAUGUACAAGACUGAUCUGGAGAAAGACAUCAUUUCUGACACAUCCGGUGACUUCCGCAAGCUGAUGGUUGCCCUUGCAAAGGGUAGAAGAGCAGAGGAUGGCUCCGUCAUUGAUUAUGAACUGAUUGACCAGGAUGCUCGGGACCUCUAUGAUGCUGGAGUGAAGAGGAAAGGAACAGACGUGCCCAAGUGGAUCAGCAUCAUGACCGAGCGGAGUGUGUGUCACCUCCAGAAAGUGUUUGACAGGUACAAGAGCUACAGCCCUUAUGACAUGCUGGAGAGCAUCAAGAAGGAGGUCAAAGGAGACCUGGAAAAUGCUUUCCUGAACCUGGUCCAGUGCAUUCAGAACAAGAACUCCAUGAAGGGCAAGGGGACUCGCGACAAAGUCCUGAUUAGAAUCAUGGUCUCUCGCAGUGAAGUGGACAUGUUGAAAAUUAGGUCUGAAUUCAAGAGGAAGUACGGCAAGUCCCUGUACUACUGCAUCCAGCAAGACACGAAGGGCGACUACCAGAAAGCGCUGCUGUACCUGUGCGGUGGGGAUGACUGAGCCCAUGACAGCAUGAGCGCCAGGAGCGGUGUUCCUUUGUUUUCAGCUAACAGUUCUAGAAAAUAGCUCGUGACUAACAGC